AUGGACCCCAAUGCCGUCUAUCCCGCUGGCUUUCCCGCUCCCACUCAAAGCCCCCCGAACCCAAUGGCCUUCUUCCCCCAAUAUCCCCAGUCCAAGACGCCGGUACAGCCUGGACACCAGCAGCAUUCCUUUGGCGCCAUCCCACUGCAGCCAGGAGGUCCCACUGGAGCUAUGAUGCCGUCCGGCUUUCCCCAACAACCAUCCAACGCAGGCCCUAUGGACAGUUUCUCGGUGCCGUUCACCCAAGCCCCGGUCCCUGCAGGCAUGAAUCACUUACAGCCUAGCACCGCUACGAACACCCCCUCCACAGUCGCACAAACAUUCUCCCAGAACAUGGCUUCUCUGUCAGCAAACAACAUGCUCCCGAACCAACAAAAGCCUCCCCAAAUGAAUCCGCACAUGAACCCUCAGAUGAAUCCCCAAAUGAACCCACAAAUGAACCCGCAAAUGAAUCCGCAGAUGAAUCCGCAGAUGCAGCAAGUGCCCCAGGUGAACAACUCGCCCCAUGGAACGCAGCCCGCUCGGGAAAAGGCGCGUGUCACCACGCUUCUUGACAUCAACUCGACCUUGUUGCAGGAAGUGUUGAAUCUUCAAUCUGCUGGGAAGGCAGGUAUGGCGGCAAAUGCGGAGGCCAAUGCUUCUGGGGAACCAGGAUCCGACGCGAACAAGCCUCCCGGGCAGAAACCAAGUCCCGAAUACAUCGAGUGCAUGCGGCGGCUACAAGCCAAUCUGGCAUACCUGGCGACGAUCGCUGAUCGGGCCAAGAAGGCGAGCGGCGUGACUCCUCAGGCUCCGGCGAUUAUGACACCGCCAUCCAACGUCCCGGCCGUCAAAGAAUUGUACGCCAAGUUGAACGAGUUGUUCCCGUCAUCUGGCAAAGCCUCGACUCCCCAAAAGCUCAGCCCCGGCACGAUGCAAGGAAACGGCGGACCUAGUCCCUCGGAAUCCGUGGCUUGA
Penicillium argentinense is the source of this 957-nucleotide messenger RNA. RefSeq lists its product as uncharacterized. The transcript has 3 exons. Lineage: Eukaryota; Fungi; Ascomycota; Eurotiomycetes; Eurotiales; Aspergillaceae. The record is from RefSeq and is a predicted model, not a curated record. The coding region runs from base 1 to 957 and encodes 318 amino acids.